UGUCAAGUCAACUCAAAAGUCGAACGAAGUCCAAUAAAUUUCAGGAAAAAAUCUUAUCAAAAUUUUCAAUAAACAAGUUUUUCGAAAUGUAAGAAGUCUUAAUCACUUAUAAACAAUUUGGACUUUAAAAUUAGGAAAAUAUAUUUUAUUAUAUACAUAUCUAUCAUACAAACAAAUAUUAUAAUGGUAGACACUUGUGAUGAAAUAACCUCUCUUGAGAGUAGACAUAGAAAAGAGAAGAAAGAGUUGCAGGCACAAAUCCAAGCGCUAAAGAAGACUGCUAAAAAUGAUAAGACUAAAAAGAAGGAGCUCACUGCUGAGAUCGCGCGGUUAGAGACUGAACAAGAGAUACGUCACAAACAAGAACUCCAAGAUCUCGAAGCCACACCAAAAGGGUCUGCUCCAGAUAAUUUAGACGACGAAAUUGAAAAACUUGAUAACGAAGUCCCAAAAUUAAAAAUUUCUAAAGCUCAAAAACGUCGAGACAAGAAACAACAGCAAGAGAAAGACAGGGAGGAGCAGAUUAAAAUACAAGAAAAAGAAAAUGUUAAUGGGCCGAGAAAUGUUGAAGUACAAGCAAUUACUGAGAAGUUAAAGAAAAAGAACUUAAAAUUAUUCCCCAUACCAUCUGAUGGUGAUUGCCUAUAUAAAGCUGUAGCACAUCAAUUAGAUAUUAAUAGACAUCAAACACAUACCGUAGAUGAACUUAGGAAAAAUGUGGCUAUGUAUAUAAGAAGCCACAAGGACGAUUUUAUACCUUUCAUGUCUCAUCCUGAUACAAGUGAAAUGCUUGAUGAUGGGCAGUUUGAAGAGUAUUGUGAUAAAAUAACUGGCACCAAGGUCUGGGGUGGGCAGUUAGAAAUUAGAGCCUUGUCCAAUUCUUUGAAAUGCCCCAUUAGUGUGAUUCAAGCAACUGGACCAGAUAGUAUUGAGCAGGGGAUGGAGUUUGACGGUCCUCCAUUGAUAAUAACUUACCAUAGACACAUGUAUAGCUUAGGAGAACAUUAUAAUUCAACUUGUGCUAAAGUGGAUGGUGAAGAGAACUAAGAUAAUAAAACAACUAAUUACUCUUAUAAUACCUGCAUUGUAAGUACAUAUUGGUCUGCAUUUACUCUGUGUAAAGUUUAUUUAAAAUAUAAGCAAUUUAAACGUC
This is a messenger RNA of Pectinophora gossypiella (pink bollworm), 1153 nucleotides long. Its product is annotated as deubiquitinase OTUD6B. The record is from RefSeq and is a predicted model, not a curated record. The coding region runs from base 184 to 1047 and encodes 287 amino acids. Gene Ontology annotation, molecular function: cysteine-type deubiquitinase activity. The transcript has a single exon. NCBI's taxonomy places the organism in Eukaryota, Metazoa, Arthropoda, Insecta, Lepidoptera, Gelechiidae. Gene Ontology annotation, biological process: protein deubiquitination.